AUGCUUGAAAGCGAUCCCGAGGAAAGCUCGGUCGAUCCGGAAGAGCAAAAUCAACGGAAUGGAGUCAGAUAUCGAAAGGGUAAACGCGUGAAAACGGUGGGCGAUCAAGAAGGAUUGGCCGUUCAUCUCAUCCCCAUCACACAACACAACGAACAAGAAGAAGAAACGGAUGAAGAAGAAGAAAAAGAGCGAGAGAUGCAAAGACAAAUCCUGCCGCCCGAUGUCUACAAACGGGCCUCGAAUGCAUCGGAAUCAAAAGAGAAAAAAGAUUCUCACUCUAUGAAAGAUUUGCCCGUUCCCGAAACGAGAAAUCGUCUAUCCGCUGAUUUUGUGCCCCAAAAUUUGAUGUCUUUUGACUCUGGGAACUCCCCAAGGGAAGAGUUUCGUCCCGUUUCCCCACAACAGAAUUCCUCUUUUGAAAGAAUACUCGAUGAUUAUGAU
Messenger RNA from Mesorhabditis belari, 441 nucleotides. The record is from the annotation of a GenBank genome assembly. Lineage: Eukaryota; Metazoa; Nematoda; Chromadorea; Rhabditida; Rhabditidae.